UAAACCAAAUACUAGCCCUAAUGUUACAAACUAGGAAUAAUUUUGAAAAACUAGUCUGACAGUCCUAUUGCUGUGUACAGUUUACGAAUAAGCGAUAAUCUAUCUACUUUAUCACAGGCAAAACAAUACAUCUUUUUCCCCUACCCCUUUUUCCAUACUAAUUAUUCUAAAUAGGUUGAAAAUAUUUUCGCCCGUGGAAUACCCCUUUCUAAAGCCUGCCUGAUAUUCGCAUAUUAUAUUGUGACAAAGAGGCUUAGGGAUAGGAAGGUGCUUGGCAGGGGGAAUGGGCGAAAGUUCAAGAAGAUGGAACAAAGGCACACGGCACACGAGUCUCAUUGUCUCCAGCUGAAUGACACCAGCCACACCCCCUCACUGUUUCUCUCACUCCAUCUCACUCCUACCUGUUCACCAGUAGAAGAUUCGGGACUUCUGGAGUAUACGAGAACAUUCUUUGGGAGUUUGAUUGACAGGUAGUAAACAAGGAAACAUCUCUGGAAUAGUAUAGAAAGUUCGCAGUUAGCAUUAAAGAGGUACAACUUUGACAUGUGAGUCAGAGUCGAGUAUUGAGUUGACAGUGAACGAAUACGAGCGGCGAGUGAAGGGACAGUGAACGUGUAGUGCUUUUGAUCAAGUGAACUCUGCUUUUGUGGUAUUUGAGCUCGGUGAAGUUCAAAAGGGUCGCCGCCAACCUGUCUCCGCGACAACUAAGCUCCUCGCUAUUAUGAUCACAGGCGUCAGUAAAUCCCCUGGCAAAAUAUACCAUACAUGGCAAAAGUGUGUUCAUCUGUGGAAGUCAGUGUUUGUUAACCUCGUGAGUAAGAGUAAGGCUCAACUCACUCAGGUCGAGAAGAGACUGGACUCUAGUCGAAAGCAUGUGUUUCCAAAUGGUGACACUCAGACCAGUCGAUUCAGUCUCUGCGACUGUCUCCAUUUGAAAACACAUGCUCUCGACUAUAGUAGAGUGUCUUCUCGACCUGAGUCGCGUAUGUGUGAGUUGAGCAUAAGAGUAACGUUUGUACUGUUAGAGUAUAUGGAAAAUUCUAUCGAAAAUGUACCACAAGCACAGGAGGAAAACCUGCAGGAAGGAGAUGGCAUCAAUAACAUUCCUGUAGCACAGGAGGGAAAUCAGCAGGAAGGAGAUGGCAUCAAUAACAUUCCUGUAGCACAGGAUGGAAAUCAGCAGGAAGGAGAUGGCAUCAAUAACAUUCCUUUAGCACAGGAGGGGAAUCAGCAGGAAGGAGAUGGCAUCAAUAACAUUCCUGUAGCACAGGAGGGAAAUCAGCAGGAAGGAGAUGGCAUCAAUAACAUUCCUAUAGCACAGGAGGGAAAUCUGCCAGAACCAGAAGGUGCAGCUGCUAACAUAGGUCAAGGGGUCGUGUGGGUCGGCUCAAACGUGGUGGACCCGUUUGUGCCGCCCAUGGAGGGUGAGUUCAACCCGCCUGUUGACCAUGAAGCCCAACUUCUUGAACAAUUGGAGUAUGAAGCAGCGGUGCAGUUCUCCUCUAACCCGCACGGUGACGAACCAAACUGAUCAUGGUGACCCUGAUCAAUCAGAAUCCGAAGAUGUAGCUAUUUUCAAUAAUUUAUUGUUCUCAUUUCAAUUGUAAAGUGCUCUUAGCGAAUAAAAUAUGAUUGAUUAU
Messenger RNA from Nilaparvata lugens (brown planthopper), 1640 nucleotides. RefSeq lists its product as uncharacterized. The transcript is spliced from 3 exons. The record is from RefSeq and is a predicted model, not a curated record. Lineage: Eukaryota; Metazoa; Arthropoda; Insecta; Hemiptera; Delphacidae. Bases 722 to 1531 code for a protein of 269 amino acids.